Messenger RNA from Microcebus murinus (gray mouse lemur), 1491 nucleotides. The record is from RefSeq and is a predicted model, not a curated record. Lineage: Eukaryota; Metazoa; Chordata; Mammalia; Primates; Cheirogaleidae.
GAAAUGGGGACUGCUAAAUCUGGAUGGAAAGAAAGAGUAGGGAAUCCAGGCUCCGAGGGAAAAGUUCAGCCAGUGGCGGAUCUCUGCCCUCUCCUUUUGGUUAAUAGAAGCUGUGACCUCUGAAUUUGAGAUCUUUAUUCCAUAAUGGGACCAAUAACCUGGCCUGAGCACCAGCUCCAAGGUUCCGGGCAUGUUUAGCCUGUGUGUUCCACCCAGAGAAGACACUAGGAGACUAGAGAAGCUGUUGAGCGGGGCAGAUGACCUUGGCUUCAUGGCAGAGAACGGCACCGUGGUUAUGGGAUUCGUGCUGGUGGGCUUCCGGCUGGAGGCAGAGCUGCAGAUGGGUCUCUUCUUUGUGUUCCUGGCCCUCUACCUCAUCACUGUGGGGAGCAACCUUGGCAUGAUGGUGCUAAUUCAGAGUGACCCUCGGCUCCAGACUCCCAUGUACUUCUUCCUCAGCCACCUUUCCUUCCUGGACAUUUGCUACUCUUCUGUUAUUGUCCCUCAAUUGCUUGUGACUUUGGGGACAGAUAAGAAGGUCAUCACCUAUGAGCGCUGUGCCAGCCAGUUCUUCUUUUUCACCCUCUGUGCCAGCACUGAAUGUCUCCUUUUGGCCGUGAUGGCCUAUGACCGCUACGUGGCUGUGUGCAGCCCCCUGCUCUAUGCCAUGGCCAUGACACCACACACCCGCCUGGGGCUGGUGGCAGGGGCGUAUGCUGGUGCCAUGGUCAAUUCCAUAGUCCGCACUGGGUGCACCUUCUCCAUCUCCUUCUGCAAGUCCAAUCGUGUAGACUUCUUCUUUUGUGACCUCCCACCACUGCUGAAGCUCGCCUGCAGUGAAACCAGGCCACAGGAGCAGGUAAUCUACAUCUUGGCUUUCUUGGUCAUCACAACCAGCAUUUCAGUGAUUCUCAUAUCCUACCUAUUCAUCAUUCAGGCUAUUCUGAAGAUUCGUGCAGCAGGUGGCAAAGCUAAGACCUUCUCCACCUGUGCAUCUCACAUGGCUGCAGUGGCUCUUUUCUUUGGGACACUCAUAUUCAUAUACCUGAAAGGUAACAUGGGCAGAUCCCUUGGGGAAGACAAGAUUGUGGCGGUAUUUUACACUGUGGUUAUCCCCAUGCUAAACCCAAUCAUCUACAGCCUGAGAAACAAGGAAGUAAAGGAGGCUAUGAAGAAAAUUUUCAACAGGAUGAGGGUUUCCCAAGCAGAGUAAGACUUGAGUUCUAUCAAUCCAGAAGUUUCUGCCAAUCAUCCUCUGGGCUUUUGUCUUGUCCUCUUGAUACAUGAAAUAGAUCUCAUAAUUACAAAGACAUACAAGGCAAAAAAAUGAGAUUUGGGUUCCAGUACUUUCUUAAUUAGAUCCAUGACCUAGAUCCAGAAAUGCUCUGCCUCAGUUCUUGGCUCAGUAAAAAUUUCUGCCUUCCUGCGAUUAAAUACCAAGAGAUCUUUAGUCAGGAUCAAGAGAGAUGGAAUGCCAAAAGGCUCUGUAAA